AUGAAUAGUCUGAAUUGUUUGGCCAUAAUAUGCCAACUUGUGGUGUUUAUUUGGCCAACACUAACGUCAGAGAAUAAUAAUGACAACGGCAUUAAUAAUAACUGUGGCAAAAGUUUUCAAUUCAAGCCAAACAGAAUCAUUUUAACACAAAAGUCCAUUUCAGCUGGUGCUAGAUUUCUUAAAAAGUUAAAAGUAUCGUCUUUUAAAGAAUGUUACCUUACAUGUUGCAAUACAAACGAAUGUAGUACAGCCAUAUUCGAAUCUAAGGCUACACAGUCCUGUUUUCUGUUUGACUGUCGACAACCUGCACAGUGUUUUUACUCUAGUCACUCCAAUUAUGAUGUUAUCAUCUUGGAGGAAUCAAAUGGAAAUCAGAGCUUGAAAAAUAAAGUUGGCUUAAAUCAACAUUGUGAUUCGAAUAACUUGUGUGAUGGAAUUAAAACUAUAUGCUCUGAUGGGAUAUGUGUUUGUCAGUCUGGAUGGAUUGCAAAGAAAGGUUCAUGUGUUCAGUCUGUUUGUAAAUCACCAGAACUUCAAUUCCAGUGCGAUGAUUCUUCUACUUGUGUAGCUAUCUAUGAUAAGUGUAACGGAAUAGUUGAAUGUCCAGAUGGAUCAGAUGAGUUGUUUUGCCCUUCAAAAGUAAUUCACAAGCAAAACGAAACCAAUCCAUCAUUAUCACAUAAUCAGAAAGAAGGAGAAUUCGGUGAUGGUAUAUUUUCUAAACUUUCAAAUGUAAGUUAUCAACCAAUGGAAAGGUUUCAGUCCAGUCGACCGUCUUUCUUAACUACAUCUCGAAGUACUUCUCCAGCGUUGAUAGAUUUACACGAUCUAUCUGAUCCAUUAUUUUAUUCUAAUCAACCAAAUUAUCAUAAUGAUAGAGAUCAAUCAACAAAAUUACAUUCAAUUAAAUCUACUAAUCAAAAACCAUUGUUCAAUGUUGAUGAUAAAGAACCAUUCAUGCUUGAUAUAAGUAAUAAAAUUAGUGAAAAUAAUGAUAACAAUCCUGAUAUGUUUUUUACUUCAAGUGAUGAUGAUGAUGGAUGGCAUUAUCCUAAAGGAUUACUACAUGAUAUUUCAUCACAGGGUAAUGAUGUUCUCUCACAAUCAUUGCCUAGAAAGCAUUUAUAUCGACCAGAUCGUCAUCCAUUAUUUUCACAAAUGAAAUCAUAUGAACCGACAGGAUUCUACAAGCCCAGAUCAUUUAACACUUUUAAAGUUGAUUACCCUCAAUCAUCACACAGAAAUGAUUUACCAUUCAUUCCUUAUCAUCAUUCCAAUAAUUUUAUGCGAGGACCACAUCAACAUAACCCAUCAUUAUUUCAAUAUAAUCUGGAUCGUAAACAUCAAUCAGAGAUGAUGAUUGAUCCCACUGUACUGGAAAAUAUGAACUUCAUUGAUAAAUUUAGUGAAACAGGCGAUGCUUUAAAAAAGUAUCCGUUAGUCCAUAAGACUGAACACAUUCAUCAUAAAAAUGAAUUUGAAGAUAUUCAUCAGAAAGAAUCAAAUCUAGAUAGAAAUGAAAACCAGCCGUCGACUGUCACUACUAGUAGUAUUAGUCCUACUACAACAACAACUGAUUCAUCACAAAGUAUAAUAGCUGCUGUUAAACAAAGUCAAUCUGAAGGUCAUACUUCUGCUUUAUUAUUAGCAUUUAGUCUUGGUUUAAUUUGUUGUUUCAUUGGUCUACUUAUUGCUGAAUGGAGACGUCGGCAAAAAUUGCAUUUAUGGUCAUCGCAUCGUUCACGACCAGAACAAGCAAUUGUUUUUGGUGGUCGAACAAAAAUAUCCAUGCCAAGAUUAAAAACAUCUCGUCGAUUAAAGAAAAGCACAACAUAUGAUCAAAUGAAUAAAACGACAGCUGGUAGUGGUACAAUGGACGAAGAAAAAGGUUUAUUUAAUGAUUUAGUUCUUUAG
This is a messenger RNA of Schistosoma turkestanicum, 1914 nucleotides long. Lineage: Eukaryota; Metazoa; Platyhelminthes; Trematoda; Strigeidida; Schistosomatidae. The record is from the annotation of a GenBank genome assembly.